UCACCUCUUUGUCCAGAAUUGGGUCUUCGCCGGAUCUCCGCUUCAUCCACAUCCCAUUACCGCCGGCGUCAUCUUCUUCUUCUUCUUCUUCUCUUCAGAUCGAUUCAGAUCCAAUCUGUAGUGGUUUCUGGGAAAGAUGAGUCAAGUGUUUGAAAGAUAUGAGAGGCAAUACUGUGAUGUAUCUGCAAAUUUAUCAAAGAAGUGUACUUCAGCUAAUGCUCUUGAUGGAGAACAAAAGAAGCAGAAGCUAUCUGAAAUAAAAUCUGGGGUUGAGGAAGCUGAAGCAUUGGUUAAGAAAAUGGACCUCGAGGCGAGAAGCCUUCCACCCAAUGUUAAAUCCAGUCUCCUUGUCAAAUUAAGGGAAUACAAAUCCGAUCUUAACAAUUUCAAGACUGAAGUGAAGAAAAUCACAUCUGGAAACUUAAACGCUACUGCGCGAGAUGACUUACUAGAAACUGGUAGGGCUGACGCAUUGACGGCUUCAACUGAUCAAAGAUCAAGAUUGAUGAUGUCAACAACUCGUUUAGACCAAACCACAAACAAAAUCAAGGACAGUAUGAGAACAUUGCUGGAGACCGAAGAGCUUGGUGUUUCAAUCCUUCAGGAUCUGCACGGCCAGAGACAGUCUCUUCUACGGGCCCAUGAAACUGUUCAUACAAUUGAUGACAACGUGGGAAAGAGCAAGAAGAUAUUGACCGCGAUGACGAGGAGAAUGAAUAGGAACAAAUGGACUAUUGGGGCAAUUAUCACAGUCCUUGUCCUCGCCAUUAUCUUUAUCUUAUACUUCAAACUCACCAGGUGAAGAAGCCUCUCUCUUCACCCAGCCUGGCCAAAUGUUACUGAACAACUCGUGUUGUGUUCUCUUGUGUGUCUUCUCCUUCUCUUUGAGUUUAUUUUCUCGAUUUUGUUGAUGGUAACUCUUGAGAUAUUGAAAUUAGAACUCGAGUCUACUUAUGUGUUAUUUGAUUGAACAUAGUGUAAUUGACUAAUGAGGAAGCUCUUGUUAACCCUUUUGCUU
Molecule: messenger RNA, 1018 nt
Organism: Capsella rubella
Lineage: Eukaryota; Viridiplantae; Streptophyta; Magnoliopsida; Brassicales; Brassicaceae
Product: vesicle transport v-SNARE 13
Exons: 5
Coding region: 137-802 (221 amino acids)
Biological process (GO): intracellular protein transport; vesicle-mediated transport; vesicle fusion
Cellular component (GO): late endosome membrane; SNARE complex; Golgi apparatus
Molecular function (GO): SNAP receptor activity; SNARE binding
Source: RefSeq, a predicted model, not a curated record